CGCAUACAGGCUACAGUAGUACAAAGCAGCUGCGGCCUCGAAGCCGGGAGUUUUACCAUCGUCCUUCUGUCGAGCGAUGCAAGGACUAAUGCAAGAUAGCAGAGCUACCGUAGCUGCUGCUGCUGCUGCUGAAAGUAAUGGUACUCCUUCCCACUACUGCACAGGACAAAUCCCGCGAUCUAGUGCCGUCUACCCUAGAAGGAACAGACUCAAACUUAAUGAUGUUGGCCCAACGUGCCGGCCGCAUGGCUCCACCUCUGCCUUCUUUGCAGGCCCUCUGGCUGCUUAUCGUUCAUCCGGGUUCGCUAGAUCAGAGCGGUGAAACCACACCAGAACCACAUCGAAUGGAACAAUUUACAGUUGAGAGCCAGUCCCCCGGAACACGCCGGGUCCAGGGAGAAGACAGUGCCUUCCCAUCGAAGUAUCGGCAGGUCCAAUCGCUAUCGCUUCUGCGGUCGGUCAGGCUUAGCUCCGAGAAGACAAUCGUCGUUGCCAUGCCGGACAACUCUCUACUGCUGUAA
Aspergillus neoniger CBS 115656 is the source of this 521-nucleotide messenger RNA. RefSeq lists its product as uncharacterized. Bases 138 to 521 code for a protein of 127 amino acids. Lineage: Eukaryota; Fungi; Ascomycota; Eurotiomycetes; Eurotiales; Aspergillaceae. The record is from RefSeq and is a predicted model, not a curated record. The transcript has a single exon.